AUGACCCUAGUCCAAUACUCUGAUUCGGAAUCUGACUCAGAGUCUAGAUCCCAUCCCCGCCCACUCAAGAAAUCUCGCCACGACCCCAAUCCAGGGAUAUCGCUGCCGCCCCUACCUGCAGCAUUCCACAACCUCUAUGCCUCGAGCACACGUGUGAGCGUGCAAGAUAAUCCCAGUCUUCAUGGCGGCCGAACACGCAUAAUUCCCCAUAUUGAAGGAAACUGGCCAACACAUCUUUAUCUUGAAUGGUAUCCGGGCAAAGAUGAGUUAUCGCUCCUUGCAGAUGUCAUUUCUCAGUCUGGAGAUUUGUCCAUUGAGGAAGCACCAAUAGUACACAGUCUUCUACAUAGCGAUCUCGGUGCUCAGUUGCCACUGCAUAUCAGCCUGUCUCGGCCGAUUAUUCUUCGCACUGAGCAGCGUGCUUUGUUUACUGAGGCCUUGCAAAAGGUCAUCCACGACUCGCAUGUGCAAUCAUUCAACGUGCAACCGGACACCUUAUAUUGGUCAUCAAACUAUGAAAAGACACGCUGGUUUCUUGUCUUGGGCGUGCAAAGACCCAGCAAUGAUGGUCUGAACCGCCUAUUGAAGCUGUCGAAUGAUACACUUGCUCGCUUUGGCCAACCGCCCCUGUAUGCAACCUCGACUCGUGAGCAGCAGACAACUGCAUCCCUCCGUAACAGAAGUAGCGAUCUGAGCGACGAGGAUUUCUCCGGUUGCUUCCAUAUCUCACUUGCGUGGAGUCUGUCCGAACCAAGUGCAAAGGAACGUGAACGGGUCGCCGGGAUAGAUUUGCGAACUUUGCGAGAAAUCCAGGUUGGAUUUGACAGCGUCAAAGCAAAGAUCGGGAAUACCGUCGGUAGUAUACCAUUAGGGAAAAGCUCAUAG
Molecule: messenger RNA, 885 nt
Organism: Penicillium robsamsonii
Lineage: Eukaryota; Fungi; Ascomycota; Eurotiomycetes; Eurotiales; Aspergillaceae
Product: HVSL domain-containing protein
Exons: 3
Coding region: 1-885 (294 amino acids)
Biological process (GO): U6 snRNA 3'-end processing
Cellular component (GO): nucleus
Molecular function (GO): 3'-5'-RNA exonuclease activity
Source: RefSeq, a predicted model, not a curated record